CCGCCUUGUUUACAGUGAGCGGCGGCCGUCUGCAGGAGGGAGGCGGACAGCGGCACCACAGGACUCCAGCACCCCGGGGCCACACAGGGGAACAUGUUAAAGCUGCAAUAUGGCUGCAAAACGGAAGCUUCCAGUUAAAAGGAGAAUUGAAAACCUUGAUGAUAUGGCCAGUAGAAUUUUUGAGAGCAUCAAAGAUGUUACUAGUAAACCAAAGAGAAGAAGAAAGGAAAACAGCGAACAUAGUUUUGAAAACCAAGAUAGUAUUAAUUCACAGUUUAUGUUUUAUGAUAAUCAUAUGUGUGAUGCAUCCCAGCAGAAAUAUGCCAGGAGGCAGUCUGAGACAGACCAAAGUAAAAAAAACUUUUCAUUUGGUGUCUCAAGCAAUGAAAAAAACUUAAGAAGCAGGGUCAAGAAAUCAUAUUCAUUGAAUAAAACUGAAUCAGAGUCCAAGCAAAUAAAAUCAAAGAGAAGUUUUGUAUUCAGUAAUAAAACACCCAUUGAUAUCAGUAAGUAUAGUGAAUGUAGCACUGCAGUGAAGAGUCACAAAGGGAGGGAAAAGAAGCAAGUGGUUUCUGAAUCUAUCGACACAGUGCAAUCCAUGACUGAUGAUAUUCAAGUAACUAAAGUAAAAGAAAAUAACCAACAAAAGCAUGAUACUUCACAAGCUUCUGAUUCAAAUGUCUUACUUAAAAAUGAAGAGGAAAGCAUAAUCAGCAUAAGUCCAAGUUUCCUACAGGAGGAAAACUUCAGUACUUCAGGGUCAGAAAUAUCUUAUGUAGCAGUGUCUUGUGUCAGUCAUUCACAUAAUCAAAUACUGAAGCCAGCCAUUACGGUCACUGGAAUUCCAGCCAGCUCAUCAAUGACAAGCCUAAGUGCCAGUACAUCAGCCAUAACAGCCAUAUCAACUCCAAUCCCAAGCUUUCCAGUGUUACACGAUGGCUUUGGAGAUUCAGUCAGAUGGGAGGUGGACAGUUCUGGACACACAACUUUGACAAAUUGGAGAGAAGAUGGCACCCACACAAACAUGACAUCAGAACAAAAGGAAAAGCUUGAUUUUGCCCUUGACUCAGCAGCUGAAAGGCAUGAGCAGCAAAAUGUCAUGUCAGGGUCUUGCAAUGAAACUGUUCAUCACAAUCAUGAUGUUGUCUCACUUAAGAAGAAUGGAGAUCACUCUACCAGUGCCGCUGUUCCAGUGGUGGCUGUGCCGUUCAGCUCUCAACAGCCAAGUUUUUUAAAGGUUGAUACAUGGGGUGAAUACAUAUUGCAGAACUUAGAGAUACUGUACAAGAAGGAAAUGUACUGUGACUUCAUACUCAAGUUUCAUGGAGGUGAAGUUUUGAAGGUGCACCGAGUGAUCCUUUUGACAUGCACUUCUUUGCUGUCUGAAACUGAUGCCAUGGAGGGUAAAAGUGAACUAUUGAUGCCUGCAGAUCUAAAUUUUGCAAGUGUUGAACCAGUAAUUAGAUUUGUUUACAGUGGCUAUUUAGAAAUCCAAAAGUCAGACAGUGAGAUGACUUCUGUUUAUGCAGCUGCAAAGAGGCUGAAGGUCCCACUCCUUACAAAUGUAAUGGAUUGCCAUUUCCCCUCUUUAUUUUCACCAUGCUUAUUAAGCUCAGCCACACAAGGAGAGACUGAUGAGCACAUAAAACAAGAGGAGGAGGCGUCACCAAAGAGUAGCAGUUCCAGUAGUCUUCCGAACAAUGAUAGUACGAAAAGAUUAAGACUCGAGGACUGCAGUGGACAAAAAACUUCUGUGUAUUAUGUCUUGAAAAAUUCAAGAAGACAGUCUCACUCCAACAGUCCUGUACAAAGCAAAAUGGCAACUGAAGAGGCCAGACCAACCAGGUUUGAACUAGAAGAUGACUCGGAGAACUCGCCCUUAAAGAUAGCAACUUGGGACCCUAAACGCUCUUCCAUUGCACCUUCAUGUUUACCAGUGGCACCACAAGUUAGCACUCCACAGUCUGUUUACCCAUGUUCUUCAUCAACUUUAGUGGACUGUAGUAUCUCAGAAACUUGCUCUCUUACUACUGCCAGUUCAUCUCACAUGAUCACAAAUUCUGAAAAUCUGAAUGAGAAAAAACAGCCAUUUCUUCGUUAUCUCUUGACACGUGAUAACAAAAAUAUAGAGUCCGUGGAAAGUGGGAACAAAGGCGUUGAAUUAACUAGUGAGAGAAAACAGCCAUUUCUACGUUAUCUCCCUACACAUGAAAACAAAAGUGUAGAGUCCGUGGAAAGUGGGAGGAAAGGUAAAGAAAUAACUAGUGAGAGAAAACAGCCAUUUCUACGUUAUCUCUUGACACGUCGAAACAAAAGUGUAGAGUCAGUGGAAAGUGGGGACAAAAGUGUAAAAUUAACUAAUGACUUAGUUGUUCCUGAUGAUAAUUUUAAAUGUGUUAGUGAAACUGAUGUUCUGGAAAAUCAUUGUACAAAAGAAAAUGACAUUAGUGAAGAAAGUAAUGAACUAAUGGAAAAAAUUUCAAAUAUCUGUAAGCAGCUUGAAGAAAAGGAAUCUGAAGAUGAGAAUGAACAAUUACAAAAAACAAAGGGCAUGCAGAAAGUGUGUAAUAAGGAACUUUGUUUACUAUCUGCUGACACUGGAGCUAAUGGAGAGAGUAGUAUAACAAAGAACAGCAGUACACCUACAGUGUCCACACCAGUUAAAUCAAUUCUCAAGAAAAAGAAAGCUGUAGUAGGCAAGCAAGUAAAGCAUGUAUCAUUUCUACUUGAUCAGAACAAUGAGCUUAUUAAUGAAGUUGCCACAUUUUCUCUCUCCAAGGAACCUUCACAGUCCUUAAUUGGAGUUAAAAAAGUAUCAGGAAACUUGAAAUCACAUCGUGGUACAUGUUCUUCGGUACAGCGGACAGUUUCUAAGAAGAAAAAAGCCUUAAAGAGUUUGUCUUUAAGUGAUUCUGGAGCCUUAGGAUCUUCCAGCAGUCUUGUAAAAAAAUCACAUAGCAGGAAAAGUCCCAGCACUUAUGGUCAGAGUCACAGUAAAAGUCAAGUAAACAAAGGAGAUAUUAAUAGCCAUGCAAAGAUCAUAUCUGAAGUCUUAAAAAAGUAUCCACAUCUAGUUAAGGAUAAAAAGAAAAUUCGCCUUAAAUUCCUUAAAAAGGGUAAUGAGAAAGAAGCAGGGGAAGCAGACUUCAAAGUUCAGUAUUUUAUGUUGGGAAACAACAAGAAUUCCAAGCCAAAGCCACUUCCUGAAACUUACAAUACCUUGUCCAUCACCAAAAAUGAGACGAGUGUGCCACGAGCAGUGAAGAACCAGCCCACGUAUGAGUGCCCUGAAUGUAAUAGUAGAACUUUCACAACUUAUUUCAUGCUGAAGAAGCAUGUCACUUUAGAGCACAAAGACAAAAGCAGUGCAAUACUUUCCCGUAUUGAAAAUGUUCCAUAUGCCUGUUACACUUGUUUUGUAGAAGAACCGUUAGAGUUUGAGGACUAUCAUAGUUACCAACAACACAUGAAAGAUGUACACAAUGGAGUUGCAUUACGGUCAUGUAAUAUCUGUGGAAUCAAACUUGGACAGAAACUAGAAUUAGCAUAUCAUCAGUACAAAGAACAUAACAAAGUAUCUAAAAGUUUUUCUUUCCCUAAGUGUGAUCUCUGUAACCACAUAGCGAAAAAUGAUUCUGCAUUGCUGAAACAUCGAUCACAACACAAAAAUGCAGAAAAUUAUACUUGUUCUGUGUGUGGUGUUGAAUUUUGUUCCUUUGGAGCUUUGCAGGGACACAUGCAAACCAAACUGUGUGGGACCAAGCCCAGCGUGAGUCACCAGUGUCCCUUCUGCCCUCUUACUUUUACACGUUCAUAUAACCUGAAGGCCCAUUGUAAAUCUAACCACAGAUCCCAGAAAAUAUCAGAAAUUAAUAUACUUGUAUCUGGUUCAGAAAAAAAACAAACUCAAAUUGCAAUCCCUCAGGAUACAGAAUCACAAUCAGAAAAGACAGAAGGGAAUGAUGCAUUAAGAAAUAAAUCAAAUUUGGAUUCUGAAAGAAACAAUACAGAUACUGGAAUGGAAUGUGAAGCUCCAACUGGCCGGACAUCAUCUGAAGCAGAAUCACUCUCCACUGUAGCCAGCAGUUUAGUAGCAUCAUUGGGACUGCCAGAAGAAACUAUGGAUCAAUAUGUGUACCUUCAAGCCAACAAAAUGAGCCAUCCAAACACCUUAGAUGAAGAAAAGAUCAAGCAAGUGGUAUCACAGUCAGGAGGUCUUGCCAUGCAUGUUGAGAUUCCUUCUGCCUCAGAAUACCAAAGUCCUUCCCAUUGCUAUGAUAAACCUUUCAGUGUUCAAACAUCCAUACCAAGUAAUACAAGUGUUGGUACUCUUGUCCCUAUGAUGUCGAGCGAAGUUGUAGCAAGUCACUUUGUGUCUGGGCAAAUUUUACCCACUCACAUCUUGUCAAGUGGGUGCAUGAGUUCAUCUAGUGGGCCGGUGCAUGGGGCUGCUCCCCACAGCUGGACGUAUGUAACCUACCAAGUCCCCACUACAAAUAAAGACCUGCCAGUUGUUCUGACAGAAACUACUUCCAUAAAUGCUCAUGUUAAUCCAGACAAGAAUAGCAGUUCAGAAAAUAUUUGUCAGAGUAGAGCAAAUGUUUCCACAACUGAGAGUGUUGGAAUGAGUUCAUGGGCUUCUGAAAAUGUCGGUGAGGAACUUCAUACACUGUCUGCAAUAGACAAUCAGACACACGUAAAUAUAAAUCAGGCUCCGCCUCAUUCUGUAACGCAGUGCUAUGAUCCAUUAUCCUCUCAGUAUGUAUGAGCACAAAGCUGGACAUGUAUCAUCUACCAGGCUCCCAUUAAUGAUAACAUACAAGUUGAUUUAACAAAAUUUCUUAAAUGUUCUGAAAGCCUAUACUAGAGUAGCAGUGUAUAAAAUGGUUAUCAAAAAUACAGCAUAUAUGACUGCAGUUCCUUCAUAUGUAAAAUGUAAAAUUUUACCAGUAUGUUUAAGAAGUAUGAUGCAUUAGAUCUACAUAAUGUUAGCUGUAUGUGUGUGAAACAUAAUUUGCUGAGUGUAGUGGACUGCCAGAAACCUGUGACCAAAGAUACAGUUAUGAAUUGUGAUUAUUUCAAUAUGUUUGAUCAGAGACUAUACAACAUAUUUCUUAUUUAAUCUUCUAUAAUAGAAUGUACCCCACAAAUCUCCUACUGAUAACUGUACAGUCUGAUUCAUGUACCAUAGAUCUAAUUGUAAAACUUCCAUCUAGUAGAAUUUUCAUAUAGCAAAUUGAAACUCAGAUUCAUUCUAGGUAGCUGAUGGUGGUAGGGAUGUACCAGAAUUAUCAGUGCAAUUAUUUGGAUGGGUCAGAUGUUAAGUAUGGCUGUAUAAUUAAAUUUACAGUUAAUAA
Molecule: messenger RNA, 5357 nt
Organism: Eriocheir sinensis (Chinese mitten crab)
Lineage: Eukaryota; Metazoa; Arthropoda; Malacostraca; Decapoda; Varunidae
Exons: 7
Coding region: 110-4768 (1552 amino acids)
Biological process (GO): regulation of transcription by RNA polymerase II
Cellular component (GO): nucleus
Molecular function (GO): RNA polymerase II cis-regulatory region sequence-specific DNA binding; DNA-binding transcription factor activity, RNA polymerase II-specific; protein binding
Source: RefSeq, a predicted model, not a curated record